Tigriopus californicus is the source of this 1095-nucleotide messenger RNA. RefSeq lists its product as uncharacterized. Gene Ontology annotation, molecular function: N-acetyltransferase activity. The record is from RefSeq and is a predicted model, not a curated record. Lineage: Eukaryota; Metazoa; Arthropoda; Copepoda; Harpacticoida; Harpacticidae. Bases 243 to 944 code for a protein of 233 amino acids. The transcript has 4 exons.
UGCUAAACUGAAGAUUAAGCCAUAGACUACGACAACGCAAAGCAUCACUUCCUUGUUAUUCCAUCAAAGAUAAACAAAAUUGCUAACCAAUCGCGGACAGAACGAGAGAGAAAGUGACUUUGAUGUCCUUUGUGACAAAAAAGGACAAGAUGCGAGUGUAGUCGCACAUUAAUGCGUACUCAAAUGGUUGUAUCCACAAGAAACGUCUUGCUCAAAGUCCGUUGUUAUAACUAGACUAAAAAAUGUCGAAGACUGUCAAUGAUUGGGAGGACCGGAUUGAGUUCCGACUGCCCAAAGGCCUAGAGGACGAGGACCUUAUGUUGGACUUUGUCAAUCAACAUUUCAUCCCUUUGGAGCCGUUGAAUGUGGCGAUCAAUCUCUGUGAACCCGGUUACCGUAUGUUAUGGUUCGAUAACUUUGUUCGUGCCUACAUUCGGGAGAAUCUAUCUUUAAUGGCGUUCGACACAAUAACUAACGACCUUGUUGGCGUUGCCAUUUGCACCGAAUGCAGACCCGAAUCCGACGAUAAAGAGGAAUCCAAUGUCGACGAAAAGAAGGAUGAAAACGUGCGUUGGGGCCAACGCCCUCGGAAGUUCGGCAAGAUUCUCGAACUUCUUCAGGAACUGACCGGGUCCGUGGAUCUGUUUGCCAAGUAUGAAGUGGACCGAUAUGCUGAGUUCUUCAUCUUGUGUACACACUCGGGCAUUCGAUAUCCUGGGUUGGGUACUAGAUUGUCCUACAAAAUCAUGGAUGUGGUCAAAGCCAAAGGGUUCAAUGUCAUGGUGACGGAGGCUACGAGUUAUUUCUCGCAAAAGAUCUUUGCUCGUAUUGGUUUCGACACCCUGAGCGAGAUUAAGUACGACAAAUACAAACCAGAAGGAGAGGUCCUUUUCCCUCAACACAACAACCACGAGGCUAUAAAAUUGAUGGUCAAAAAAUUGUAAAAUGAGUCAGCCAUGCAUCGAAGUGUCAAAAUUUGUAAUGUUAAAUAUAAUUAUAAUACUCAGUCGUCUUCUAACAAUUCUGAUCCUUUGUCAAAAUAACGAUUUUACAUGUAAAAAAGAAAUAAGUCAGAAAUAAAUGCCAGCUUUUUCA